AUGCCCUCUGCCGCCGCCGUUCUUUCUGGCCUCCCUCCUUCCUCUCCGGCCGACACCAUCGUCUCCGCCUUAUCGGCGCCCACCUCGGGCACGGCGGAGGAGUCGCCCCGGCGUCACCUCGACGAGCAUCUAUCGGCCGCACAGCUGCAUGCGCUGGGCAUGGAGGCUGGCCCGAGGAGGAGGGCGGCGGCAGCCCAGCAGGCCCACGCGCUGCGCCGGAAAGAGGAGACAACACGGCAGCACUGCCUCGCCGAAUGCCGCCUUCAACAGCCGGGCUGUCGCAGUAAGGCAUCUAGCGUGGAGGUCGCCGCAGGAGAGAGGCAGGGUGAGGAUGUUGGCAUAUGGAAAGUGAAAGUGACGACGUUGUCUGCAGAACAGGCGGCGGCGGUGCUGCCGGUGGGGUUCCAGUUCCGGGGAUUCUGCUACAUCCUCGUUGUUGGAGUAAGGUAUGCAUCUUGGGCACAGUUUUUUCUGACUGAAGAUGGGAUGCAGUACGUAGUGUUACAUCGUCUGAAUCUGUAUGGAGCCACCUGCCUAAUGAACUGCAAUUAGUGUUACAUCUAUAGAAAAAAGGGAUGCAUUAGGCAGUAAUUGUGUGUUACAGUACAUGGGAACCAUCUGAAUCACAUCGAAUUUGUUCCUGUUACAUGCAAUAUGUCAGCUUUAAUCUUGAUUUAUGUAUCUGCAUUUAGUGUGUAGUUUAUUAGCAUGCUAGGUGUGUUUCUGUUCUAGUAUGUUAGAGUCCGGCAAGGUGUUAUGUGCGACGCCUACGGAACCGGCGGAGUUUCAGUUAGGCGUGCAAGAACAAUGUUACAAAGAUGGUGAGAUGUCGAGGCGCUGUGCGAUGCAGUGCUGCAUGAAGAGCUGAUGCGCAAUGUACUACAAGGGUUAUGGCCGAGUGUUUCAGUAGUUAUCUAGCAAGACAAUUAGUUAGUUAGUGCAUGCACUGAGUUAGUUAGCCGUAUGCGGGUCACUAGCUAGCUGUGUGCGUACGUGUGUUGGCCGGGUCAAAUGUUCUGAUCGGUGUGGUGUGCGUGAGUGCUUGGCUAGUGG
This is a messenger RNA of Lolium rigidum, 1053 nucleotides long. RefSeq lists its product as uncharacterized. The record is from RefSeq and is a predicted model, not a curated record. Bases 1 to 552 code for a protein of 183 amino acids. The transcript is spliced from 3 exons. Lineage: Eukaryota; Viridiplantae; Streptophyta; Magnoliopsida; Poales; Poaceae.